UUCCUGCCGCGACGUUACUCGAUCAGAAACGUACAGACUAUCGACGUCUCAUGGUUCCGCCGUGGAAAUGGCCUCGUCUAUGGCUAUAAAUGCCAAAUGAGCAGCUAUUAGUCGGAGUCGACCGAGAGAACACAGCUCUAUCUGAGUCACGACCCGGGUGUAUUAGGGAGUUUGUUUCGGUAUUUUGAGGAGUGACGAGGCAGAAAAGACAAUGCCACAUUUCCUGUGGCCAGAGCCGCUGUCACCCGCACAACUAAAGCGGCUGGAAGAGCAUAAAUACAGCGCCUCUGGUCGCUCCCUGUUUGAGCCACCGUGUCAAAUCUACUGGAACUGGCUCGUCCAGCAAAUUCCGACAUGGAUCGCACCAAACACGCUGACUAUUGUAGGACUGCUGGUCAAUAUCCUCUCCACAGUGGUGCUUGUGUAUUAUUGUCCCACGGCAACAGAGGAGGCUCCGUCCUGGGCCUUCAUCCUAAGUGCUCUCGGCCUGUUCAUCUACCAGUCUCUGGAUGCUAUUGAUGGGAAACAGGCCCGGAGGACAAACAGCAGCUCUGCACUUGGAGAGCUCUUUGACCACGGCUGUGAUGCUGUGUCCACAGUGUUUGUUGCUGUAGGGACAUGCAUUUCAUGUGGAAUCGGAAGAUACUCAAACUGGAUGUUCUUCUGUGGUUUCAUCGGGAUGUUCAUGUUCUUCUGCGCCCACUGGCAGACCUAUGUGUCAGGGACUCUCCGCUUUGGCCUAGUUGACGUCACAGAGGUGCAGGUCGCCAUCAUGAUCAUGUAUUUGAUGUCGGCUUUUGGAGGCGUGAGCCUUUGGCAAACCACGUUGCCCAUCAUUGGACUGAAGCUGUACGCCUUCCCCAUCAUGGGCAUCGUCGGGGGGGCCCUCUACUCCUGCUACAACUAUUUCUAUGUCAUUUUGAAUGGAGGUGUUGGCAAAAAUGGCUCCACUGUGGCUGACACCAGCGUGCUGAGUCCUGGUUUGCACAUCGGUCUCAUCCUCACCCUGGCCUUCAUCAUUUUCAAGAAGUCAUCCAGCCACCUGUUUGAGCACCACCCCUGUCUGUACCUGCUCACCUUUGGCAUGGUGAUAUCCAAGAUCUCCAACAAACUGGUGGUAGCGCACAUGACCAAGAGUGAGCUGCACCUCCCAGACACAGCCUUUAUAGGCCCCGGCCUCCUCUUCCUCAACCAGUACUUCAACAGCUUCAUAGAUGAGCACAUAGUCCUCUGGAUUGCCAUGGUGCUCUCUCUGCUGGAUCUAACACGCUACUGCACAGGCGUGUGCCUCCAGAUCGCCUCCCACCUGCGCAUCCAAGUCUUCAGCAUCACGCCACCGAGCCACGCCCACCGUGACUGACGGCUUGCCCGGCGGGAGGAGGCGGGGGGAGAUGCAGACCUCUCCCCGCUCCUGAAAGCAGACGAAGAUUGCCACGACGACCGCGAGGAGAGGCCCUCGACCCUGAGCCACUGCAGCCUUGACAAAGUGACCACUUCUGAUUAAAACUGCCUCCUCUAGCAGACGGAAAAAAGAAAAUCAACUCUACACUACAAACCAAAAAAAUAAUGUGUUUGAAAAGCAUGGGUAUAUUGAAUUGGUGGUACCGGAGUGUCCAUUGAAUCGAUUUUAAUUUAAACAUUAGUGCAUGUCAGAAAAUAAAGUAUAGAUUUUUACAGGAACUCUUUAACCUCGCUUAUUCAACUUAUUCGACACCAAAAAGGCUUUUUUUUUCCGCAGAUACUUUAUAGCUUGGGCAAACAUCAAAGUAUCUUCUUUAAAUCUCUGAAGUAUGCCCAAACUGAAUUGAGUACCUGCUGAAAUGCUUCUAUUUUUAUUUAUUCAAUGAAUGUGACUCAAUCUGAAACGAAUCAGAGCUUGAAAACACAGAUUCAAAUUAUUAAAAAUGACCUUUAAAACCUCAUAUAAUUUCCAAUGAUGUUUGCAAUGUGGACUGGCAGGUUGUCAAUGAGCUACGUGAAAGGGUGAUGGGGUGUGUUAAUGCUGAUUAAUGAUGACUGGUUUUCUAUCGGGCUUCCCUCACACACACACCUCUCCUGUUUUGAAAUAUUUUAUUCUCUGUUUAAUCAUCUCAUCUUACAGUCCUGGAAAAUAGAAUAAAAAAAACCCAUCUCACCUCAGGCCUUUAGAGCCGUCAGCUGAUGAAGCAUUAACACUCGAUCUGUUCUGCUUUCUCUGUUCUUCUCCCUGAAGGGCUAAUAAUUAUUUCUGAUUGUACAGAAUUCAACUGAAGACGCCUUAAAUAUUUUUGUUGUAAUUACUGUUUUUCUUGUGAAUAUUUAAAGCAGCUUUGUACGUUUCUUCUUUGUUUUUCACUGAAAUAUACCAUGCAAACAAUAGUAAUAAUACAGUGCGACUGGAAGGUUUUUUUUUCACAUGAAGUUUUUUCACUUAUACAAAAUGUCAAUUAUGUAUAGGUAAUUGAUUGAUUUGGUUCCUAAAGAUUUGUUAUCAGUAAUUUUGUAAUGAUUGAAUAUUACUGAACAGUUGACACAUUAUUCAGGUUCUUUUGGAUCAAAAGGGAUAUUUCUGUAGUGCCGGUAAACUAUAUUUAAAAGUAAUUUUAAAAAAGGUAUUCUUGAUUUUAUUUGGAAAAAUAAAAUUAUCUUCCUCUCAUAUUCUGCUUUGGCAGGAUUAUGGAUAUUAUAGAGGGGCAUGUCCUAAAAAGAUGAUUUUUUUUUUUUUUUUAACUAUGCAUUCAAAUGUACAGCCUUGAUUUAAACACCACGUUGCUCUGUUCAAUAAUAACAGUAAAACACCUUUCUACUAACAGAUGUCAUGAGUGGAAAUGAUUGUAAUAAAGAAAUAUUUUUCAUGUG
Molecule: messenger RNA, 2838 nt
Organism: Lates calcarifer (barramundi perch)
Lineage: Eukaryota; Metazoa; Chordata; Actinopteri; Centropomidae
Gene: chpt1
Product: choline phosphotransferase 1
Exons: 8
Coding region: 212-1360 (382 amino acids)
Biological process (GO): phospholipid biosynthetic process
Cellular component (GO): Golgi apparatus; endoplasmic reticulum membrane
Molecular function (GO): diacylglycerol cholinephosphotransferase activity
Source: RefSeq, a predicted model, not a curated record